CAUAUAUACACACAUACAUAUGCAUAUAUCUGCAUUCUAAAAAUGUAAUUGGAAAUCCAAUAACACAAAAUAAUUAUAUAUGUAUAUGCAUGCAAUUUGUCAUACUCAGUUUAUUUACGUACUACCAAAAUAAUAGCGCAUAGUUUAAGCACCCCUCAACCUAAUCGAAAUGUAAACAAAUCACCCCCCUCACCGUUAACCAAAACAGUCAAAGUUGAAGUAGCAACGAUAGCGACAGUGGCAGCAAGUCGGUGUAAUCAAUGCACGCCAUCACCAAGAACACCGUGCAAAAUAAUAAAUAACAACUGCGCCACCCUCAUUUUUAGGCAGAGACUUUUACCCGCAUACGUCCCAAUAGUUUUUCCUUUUCGAGUUUGUAUGAGCGGCGUAAGGAUUUAGAGCCAAGAAGCACUUUGUAACUCCAGUAGCUGACCAAGAGUGUUGUAGUGCGGUAGCAAAUUCUAUAUUUAAAUCGUUUGCUAUAUCACUCAAAACUAAAAGUCAAAAUCAAAACUGAAAAUUGGCCUCAUAUGAAAAAUUAAAUGUUAAAAAUUUUGAUUUUAAUGCAAAAUUUCGCUUUUGUGUAUUCGUUAAAAAAUUUCUGUCAAAAUUUUGUAAGAGGCGAUGGCCGAAUUGCUAUCGCGCGAAAAAGAAUUCAUUAAAUUGAAUCAAGAGUUGGACCAGCUAAACGUCACAUCAUUGGAUCAACAAUUACAACAGCAUCAAAAACAAUUGCAGCAUCAACAUCCCAAUUGUAAUAGUGUGGGGAAUAGCGGCAGUAGCGGUAGUGCUGCUGGUACGAACACUGGGAGCGCCAUUUAUAGCGGCACAUCCAAGUCAACGACUAACAAGACUGAUCAACGAUAUUUCACCUAUACAAAGUCUAAGGGAGCAAGCACUUUGCUCAAAAAGCGUUUCAAUAAUGCUACGGCGAGUGUUGGAAUAAGUGCCAAUGGAGCUGGCGAUGGUGCCUCCGAUAUGCUCCCCGAUCUACCCACAGAACGUAACAAUACACAUCGUACACAUACAGCACGUAAAUCGACGCAACAGUCAUCCACAUCAAAUACGCCCAGCAUACGUCCGGAUGGUGAUAAUGUUUUAACAGCACACUCAGAGACGCCGAAAACCAAUCGGACGAGCAGUACAUUGCAUAGGAAGCAAAUUAAGAGUCCGGAAAGUGGCACACGUCCGUACGGACGUUCGAGUAAUUGCAGUUCAAGGGUCAAAGAGUCGGCUUUCACGGUUAAAUAUCGUAAUCCGAAAUUCGUACAGAGUCCCUCUUUGGAGGUGCUGAUACGUGAUGAGAGCGCCUCGAUGCGUGCGAAGGCCAGCGGGGAAAUUGACGAUGGUUACUCCUCGCGGCGUUCGCUUGAGACUGGCCGAAAGCAUAUUAGUCCCGAUGGACUCAUUAAAUUUCUCAAAUCCAAAAUAGCCAUACUUGAAGAGGAUCACGAACGCAUUUCACAAGAGAUGACACAACAAAAGGAGCUGCUCGAAAAGACAUUGGAACGCAACAAGAAAAUCGAACAGCAACGCGAUCAGGCGUUCGCCAAACACAAUGCAAUUGCCGAACAAUUGAGCAAGACUGAGACACAACUUGAGGAGGUGAAUAGGCGUAUGAAGGAGCGUAACAUCGAACAGGGUGGUCAACAGAAGGAGCUCGAGACAGUUCGUCGUGAGCUGAAAAUGUUGUCUCAAACUAACACCAAUCUCGAGAAGCGUUUGUAUCGUGCCAAUGAAGAGUUGGAGAAUACGAAGAGCGCAUUGGCGUUGCUAAAGAAUGCCGAACGUGAACUCAAAGAGUCGAUGCGUGUCGAUGGCGAGACCAAGGAUAAACAGAUUAAAAGUUUGAAGAAGCAACGUGCUGAUCUACUCAACGCUUACAAGAAACAACUCUUUAUUAUUGACAAUCUCAAGCGACAGAAUAUUUGUAUGGAACAAUCGAAGAUGAUUAGUUUCGGCGAAAAAGAAUUCGCAAAAGUACUCGAGUGGAAUACUAAGUUGUAGGUGGAAUAUGAAUGACAUUUGUGAUAAAUGUAUCAUUUUGUCAUUCAUGUUAUAUGCCUAAGUACUCAACUAUUUGCAUGUCCAUGCAUUGACAUUAACCUGCUAAGUCCAACGAUAUCAAGUCCUUCCACAUGCGUGUGAAUAUUUUAAAGAUAAUUUCAACAUAUAUGGGUCUAAACCAUUAUUGUGGUAUUUAUGAGUAAGUAAUACUUAUUAAUAAAGAUUGCAUUGUAUAAAUGCUAUUCGCUUUAUAAA
This is a messenger RNA of Bactrocera oleae (olive fruit fly), 2262 nucleotides long. Its product is annotated as testis-expressed protein 9. The record is from RefSeq and is a predicted model, not a curated record. NCBI's taxonomy places the organism in Eukaryota, Metazoa, Arthropoda, Insecta, Diptera, Tephritidae.